AUGGAGACAACCCGGCCCCUGAUAGUAGGUCCCGAAGCCGGGCCAGAGCCGCCGUACCCUCUUCAGAUGGAAGGCGACGUCAUAUCAGGAUUCGGCCGCGGGUCAAAAGAGCUCGGCAUCCCCACCGCAAACCUCCCCGUAGACUCGUCCGUCACGCCCUGGAUCUCGGACGCCGCCUCGGGCGUCUACUUCGGCUGGGCGAGCCUGCACCUGCCCACCACCACCACCACCACCACCUCCUCCUCCUCCUCCUCGUCAGAGGGCGACCGGCGCUUCUCCCUGUACCCGAUGGUCAUGUCCAUCGGCUACAACCCGUUCUACAAGAACACGGUGCGCUCAGCCGAGGUCCACGUCCUGCACAAGUUCGACGCCGACUUCUACGGCGCCCGCAUGCGCCUGCUGAUCCUCGGCUUCAUCCGCGAGGAGAAGGACUACGAGGGCCUCGACGCCCUCAUCAAGGACAUCAACGUCGACUGCGACGUGGCGCGCAAGAGCCUCGACAGGGACGCCUGGACGCCCAGGGAGCUCGGGGCCAAGAAGGGCACCCUGGACGGCUCCUGGCUCGUGCGGGAUCACCCCUGA
This is a messenger RNA of Thyridium curvatum, 582 nucleotides long. RefSeq lists its product as uncharacterized. Gene Ontology annotation, biological process: FMN biosynthetic process; riboflavin biosynthetic process. Bases 1 to 582 code for a protein of 193 amino acids. The record is from RefSeq and is a predicted model, not a curated record. The transcript has 2 exons. Lineage: Eukaryota; Fungi; Ascomycota; Sordariomycetes; Thyridiales; Thyridiaceae. Gene Ontology annotation, cellular component: mitochondrion. Gene Ontology annotation, molecular function: riboflavin kinase activity.